Messenger RNA from Sitodiplosis mosellana (orange wheat blossom midge), 9201 nucleotides. Its product is annotated as inactive dipeptidyl peptidase 10. The record is from RefSeq and is a predicted model, not a curated record. The transcript is spliced from 10 exons. Gene Ontology annotation, biological process: proteolysis. Gene Ontology annotation, molecular function: dipeptidyl-peptidase activity; serine-type peptidase activity. Bases 5092 to 7830 code for a protein of 912 amino acids. Lineage: Eukaryota; Metazoa; Arthropoda; Insecta; Diptera; Cecidomyiidae.
AAAGCAGAUGUCAACAUAACAACAAUCCAAAAUUAUUAUUUUCUCUUUUAAUUUUUCAAUCGCUUCUCGUUCUUAACGCUCUAAACAUCAUUUCAUUCACACGAUAAACACACGCAUACACACAUUAUUUUUCGUUUUUUUCUUCUUUGUCUCAUUUAUUGCAACAUAUUUUCGUACAAUUUUCGUUUUCUUCAAUUCUUUCGGCUUCGGUAGAAAAAUUAAAACCGUUUUUUCCAACAAAUUUCUAUAUUUGUUGCUUGUGUGAAGUUUAUUUUGUAUAUUUUCGUUUCUGGUGCGCGAAAAUUAAAUCAAAUUAGGUAAAGAAUUAAUUUACCGUAUGGGCUUGUGAUCUUGAACUAUGUGAUUUUGUUUCUUGCGAUUUUUCUUCUAAUUUUUUUUCGAAACUUAAGUGAACCGAGUCUUUGAACGAAAUGGCAAACAUUAAUGUAAUAACGAAAUAAUGAAAAUUCAUUGGAAUCGCAUGACAAAGGCCAACAUUGACAAGAACAAUCAUCCCAAAUAAAUUGGUUGGCAAUAUUAAAUAUUCAGAUGGGUAAAUGAAUAGCAUGACGGUUGACGCGUUCUAUAUAUUUAUAUGAAAAAAGUGCUCGUAUGACGAUUUUUCGAUGAUUGCCGCGAGUGUGAGUGAGUGCGAAUAUGUGAGUGGCCUGGUCUGGCCGUAAUGAAAUUAAAUCUCCAAAAAUCGUAUAGCAGCAUCAGCAGCAACCACUCUAGCUAAACCACAUAAAUUGCUGUGUGGCACUCACAAAUGUGUGGAGCGUAUGGUUGACACAUCAAACAUUUUGAACAGCAUUCCACACCACACACCACAUCGCUCAGUCCAACUGAAUUCACGUGCAUGACCAACAUCAUAUAUACACACACCGUUGGUGCUGCGAGAACAUUUCAAACGCGAGGCGCGCAAAAAUUCAACGUGUGAAUUGAUGGAUGGCCAAAUACAAUUUACUUACCAUAUAUUCGAGUGUGAUGUGUGUGAAAAAGAGAGUGAGGGAACGAGUGUGUGAAGAACAUCAUAAAAUUGUAUUCAUCGAGAGAACAUGGAUCGUAUUCAAAGUCACUUUGCUCAUCAUCGCAAAGUUACUUUAUGCUACUUACGCUGAGUACACAUUGAGCCACUUUAUGCGUUUUGUGUGUGUGUGGGUGUCAAAGAGUUUUAGUUUUAUAUUGUUUCAAUUUGAUGGCAAAGUGAAUUGGGGCGGCUCAAGAGAGCGAGCAAAUGAGUAAGCAUAAGUGCUCCAAGGUUGUUCCGUAAUGCAAUUACUUAAAAACUGCUACGGGCUUCUCCAUUCGAACAGGAUAAAAAAACCACCAAAUUCAUUGAUUGCCUUCGCCUAACUUCACCAAUAUUUAUCAGUUUUUGAUAUUUACUUGCCAAUUGGUUAGACGCGGCCGAUACAACACACAAGUCAAUCCGUUGCUCUUGAAAACUGCUCUCUUUUUUCUCUAUUGAUGGUUAUUUAGUAUGAAACGAGGCGAAUCCCCAAGUGUUUGCCAAACUCGUCACAGAUUGUUCCGAAGAAAAUCUUUUAUAAUAAAAUGCUAUAUAAAUUCGUCGGAAUGUGUGCGUUGUUGUUGUUGUUUUCCCAUUCCGUCUCUCGACUUUUGACCAACUUCAAAUGCAAUCAAUGAAAUUUGAGAGAUUUAAUGCUUACGAAGGAAAGUAUUCAAGUCUGCCGAUAAAAAGUUGGUUUUCUGCGUGGAUAGCCAGCGCUGCAAAGAUUAUGGAACCCGUUUAAGGGAAUGUAAUUGGAGUGUGAAUCGCAUCCGGAUGUGGUGAUGACGACGACAUCAACGUUGAUAUCGACGACGGCAACGGCGACGGUGUUGAUGGUGGUGGUGGUGGUGGUGGUGGUGGUGGUGUUGAUGGGAAAUGUUCAGUUGGGAGUGAAUAUAUUCGACAAGUACAAGAUCGAUCGACAAUGACAUUAAUGUUUGCCAUUAAUCACACGGCUCGGGUGUUCCCACCAAAUUCGUAUGUGACAUCUGCAUUUGUGAAACAUUGACUAUGUAGUGAUUGACAGCGAAAAUUCGUGUUUAUUUCUAGUAUCAUCAUUGAAACAAAUGUUCUGAAUAGUGGUUUUGAAUUCGAAAAUCGGGUCCAACACAUAUCAUAAUAUAGAGAAGAAAAACAAACUGAUUUUUAUUGAAUAUCAUUUACGAGUAGUAACAACUGUUAAUGUAAACAAGUGAUCUGAUAUAGUUUAGACAUUCAAGUGCGAGUGGAUUUCAGUGCAUGCGAUUUAAUUCGGUAUUCCGCUCAAAAUCGAAUUUAAAUCGUCCAUUAAAGUCUUCUCUAUUUCUCUUGUUCAUCUCUGAACUCUUAACGAGCUGAAAAGCCAACUUACGAAAGAAACUUUUGCAUCAAGAAAAAACGAAGUGACAAUCGCGCUUUCCACUUGCAAGUGAACAAAACUGAAAAACUUUUGCUUUUUCACAACUAAGUAGUAUUUGAAACAAAACGAAAUCGGGUCGAAUUCAUGAUGUGCUUGCAGAAAAGAAAAGAGUAAAAUGUGCUUGAUGCCAUGGUCAAAGCGUUUGUUGACAUUCGACAUCCAACUCAGCGUUGCGAAUAGUUUGCCAAUAUGGUUGACGGCUCUACUACCGUAACAGUAUCGGUUAUUAGUGGCACCGCUCAGAGUCUACCAGAAUGCGAAAUGGAUGCUCUAUUGCUUGGACGUACAAAGGUGAGUUGUAAUAUUUCCAACGACGACGCGUUGGUUUCGAUGGUUUUUGUUACGAUACUCCUAAUGACGUUUUCCCAAGAUGCCACUCUCUCUUCCUCACUCACGUGGGGUGACCAAAUGGAAACCAACCGACUUGGGACGCCGUUGAGCGUUGCCUAACGUUCGAUGAAUUUUCAUUUGCCGAAAUAGAAAAUUAGCAGGAAAAUAUGCAGUUUAUUCAAAAGCCUCACAAAAAUGUGCUCAUAAAUUAGCCAGAAAAUGAGAGGCGGCAAUCCAAAAAUUGCCUCUUAUUAUAUCAAGUGGGGGCUUGUGUUCAUUGUGUUCUUUUUUCUGCACAUUCAGUUCGGGGUGCGGUGAUAACAAGUACCCAUGGAAUUAAUAAGAAUAUAAACGAAUGAAUAUAGGGCCAUAAAGUAAUAAAUCAUGAAUUAAACUGGUUCUAAAUGGAGUUAGGUACGGCUUCCGUAUCAUAUUAACUCGUUUCCUUUGCCGGUCUGUACUGCGAAUGAAGAUGAUGAAUACUUACUACGAUUUCAACGAUAUGAAUUUCUUUUGUUGUUUCUGUCGCUGCUGCUGUUGUUCCUGCUGCGUUCACUUGAACUUGAUUACACUUUUUGUUUUAAUUCCAAACGCAACUUCCAUCGAAAAAUAUAUGAUGCGGAAAAAGUUUAAAACAACCAUGAAAAUAUGUGUUUGCUAAUCAAUCAUGUUAAUAGCAGUUUCGAUCGGGCAAGGAAACAUAUGUUUACAUGCCUAGAUCAAAAUGCACCAACGAGGAGUAAGCAAAGUUUUUUGCGUGCUUCAUCCACCGAAAACUCACCAAAUCCCAUACCAGAUUCCACUUUGUAAACAUUUUAAUCGGAAAGAUGUUCCAAGGGUUUUCAUGUGUGUCGGCUUAUAUGGACGAACAAACAUAAACGACCACAAGUCCACAAAGUAUUAUGUAGAAUCAACAGCGCCGAAAGAAAAAUGGAAUUAUGGAACGAAAUUUUGGGAGGAAGGUCAUAAAGCGUUUGAAAAUGAAUGAAAAUUAUUUUCAAACAAGUGUUCAAUUCAAAUUCUUUUUGAUACGAUUCCAAAAGGAAAAACUUCUCAACAAUCGAUUCAAGAUUUUAGUGCUUGCAUUUUCUGAGAGUGAUUUUAUCCGGGAAAAAGCUCUGCCGAAAUGUAAGCAGAGAGAAUCCGGAUGAAUUCAAUGUUGAGUGGAAAAUGAUGUUGAGUGAAAAUGUUGAGGGCGCAAAGCUUGUUGCUAAACAUGUAAUGUUUACAUGCAGUUUCGCCGCUCAACGCUCAACGACAACGACAACGACGACGACGACGACAAACUGCAGAUGCUAUCGAGUGAAGAAGCACUGAAGCAAUUUUCCACAUUUUUCUUCGCAAAAGCGCUCAGUAAUCAUGUAGUCGUCAUAUCGUACGGACGGUGAAUGUGAAUCGCGCGCGUGUGUUUCGUUCUUUUUUUCCUUCGUACAACUCGACUGAACUGCGAAUGAAUUUUAAAUCAUCUUCAAUCUGUUGUAACGUAUCGUUGUGAUGAUGCGUUUAGCACACAGUUUCACAUUUGACGCUAUCAAAUUUCUUCCACAAAAAUAAUUUAGUGUAUUUGUUAACUUCCGUCUAUUUGUCUAACGAACGAAUGAACGAUGAAAAAAAUAGAACAUUUUCCGCACUGAAGACAUUUUAAUGCAAAUAGAAAAUAGAAAAUAGAAGAUACAGAAACAGUACGUUCAAAAUUGUUCUCUUGCUGUUGAACUUUUCGAAUUUCAUCGUUAAAGAAUUUACAUCUUAACAGACAAUUUGCAUUCCUAUUUCGUAACUAUUUUCAUUUUCGACAUACUUUCGCCCUCUCUCCCGCAACUUUAUAUCGUGGUUUAAGUGAAGUGAAUUAUAGGAUAUAUUAAAGUUUCCAGUUAAUUCAAUUAGUUAGAUUAAGAGAAUUGCAGGAGAGAAUAUAUAUACUUAUGCUAAGUAAUAUGUGCCUAAAAGUUUCAAAGUGACUCAGUGUGUUCGUGUAGUCCGCGUGCAAAUAUUGCCGAGCACGUAUAAAUUGUAGCGAGUGAAAAAUAAUAUGGAACGAGCAUCAGUUAUGGAUGAGAUGAAAAGAGGGAUAAAAUGAAGACGCAACAAAGAAUAAAAAAUAAUGUGAAAUUCCAAUUGGAAUUACAGCAGCAGGGAUAGAGAAGAGAUAAAGAAAAAAUAAUUCAAGAAACACCAACUCAACUCAGAGAAAUUACAAAAAAUUUCUUCUUCUAUUGUGCUAAAAAGAAAAUUUCGACAUUAUUCAGGCUGCAGAUCGACGCUUUUCAUAACAUCACAAAUAAGAGGAAAAAGUCACGCUUUUUUUUAUCGCAAUAUAAACAUUUAAAAUCCCAACUAGUUCAACAAGAUGAAUUCUGUACAAAGUACGGGCCAUACAGGGUCUAUGAGUAAAAAAGAUCAAAUUGAGGAAUUGGUCGCCUCCAGUCCUAGUCAGAGAAACUGGCGUGGAAUAUUCAUUGCUCUAUUGGUUAUAGCAGCCGUUUUAGGAUUAAUAGUGUUUUCGAUAGUCCUACUAUCGCCAGAGGAUGAAGGUUCACGAAUAAAAGGUAGACGAAUCACAUUGGCAGACAUAAAUGGCAAUACUUUAAAAUGGAAACCAUUCAACGGAAGCUGGAUAAAUGAUCAUGAGCUCGUUUACAGAGACCCAACCGGAGGGCUUUCUAUAAUUAGCACAAACAAUUUGUCGACUAAAACAUUAAUGACCAAUGCUACAUUUAGGCAAUUAAAUGCUGAGAAAUUUUUAGUAUCGCCCGAUUUAAAUUUUAUAGUGCUGAUAGCCGAUAUCGAUCAAGAUGGUGCUAAACAUUAUAUUUACGAAGUUCAUACACGGAACAAUUUCCCAUUGACAUCGAAAGUGGGUGAGCGACAAGUGCCAAAGUUGCAGCAUGUCGUAUGGGCACCGAAAGUGGAGAGCAACACAAAUAAUCCAUCACAGGCAAUUGCUUUUGUCUACGAAAAUGAUUUAUAUUAUAAGCCGAAGGUGGAAAGCGAUCUAGUGUGUCGUAUCACCACCACAGGCAAAGCGGGUACCAUUUACAAUGGCAUACCAGAUUGGUUCUAUUCAAAUAUAGCCGAUUUAACAAGUGACACAGUUGCAUUCUCCACCGAUGGUGCAUAUCUGUCCUAUUUAUCAUUCAAUGAAACUAAAGUUCAUGAAUACAAGUAUGCAUAUUUACAAGAUGAUUCAAAAUAUCCGGAAAUCAAAUCGAUUCGCUAUCCCAAGGCACAAACGAAAAAUCCAAAUGUUACCGUUCACAUUGUCGACUUAACGGUUUUAAAAUUCAUAAAUCAGAUUACAAUCAUUUCACCGCUUGAAGGUGAUGAUAACUACGUCGGUCAAAUGGUUUGGAUAUCGGCAACAGAUGUUUCAAUCACAUUUACAAAUCGCAACCAAACGAGUUCAUCGACGGUUUUGUGUCGUGCACCGACAUUCCGAUGCCGGGAGGUGUAUAAUGAAUCGAUUGUCGAUAAUGGAUUUGUGCUUCCAAACGAUAAAACAAUCUUUUCGCGAACUGAGGCCUACUUCCGGCAUUCAAAUUUCGUUGAGAAUAAAACCAAAAAUACAUUUGAAUCGGAAUUGGAAGCGCAUGAAUUCAAGUAUUUAUCAGAAUUAGGACCCACCCAUGGCAUGCUCAAGAGAUUACCUGUACGUGAUGGUGAAAAUGGCUAUUUUAGGCAUUUGGUAUUCGUUUCGACUACCGAUAUGAGAACCAUUCCGCUGACAAUGGGCCGGUUUGAGGUGACCGAAAUCGUCGGUUGGGAUGAGAAAAAUGAAAUUGCCUACUUUAUGGCAACUCAACCAUCAAAACCUGGACAACGUCACCUGUACAACAUCAGUUUAAAAUUGAAUGUGACACAAAAUAUGAAUCGAAUUUAUCUAACUUCUUCACAAUCUACGUGCUUAACAUGUAGAACAAAUAAUUUAAAACUGCAACCAAUUAAAAAUGUUUUAUCUGCAAGUGAACCCACACAACCACCGUUUCCAAAUGAUCUACUAUCGAAUGACAAUGGCGAAAAAAAUCUAACAUUCCUGCUCGAUAUGCUACCUGACAUCUUGGAAAAUGACGAUGAUGACGCAAAUCGCAUUCCAAACAAUUGUCUCUACAACAAGGUCUAUUUCAGCAGAAACUUUAGCUACUACGUUCAAGAAUGCUUAGGACCCGAAACACCAUCGACUUAUCUCGUUGAAACCGCAACAAAUACAAAGAUUGCUUUGCUAAACGGCGGGGAUGUUCUACGUAAACGAGUCGCACAGUUGGCGACACCACAGCUUCGAACAUUCAGCGUGGAAAUUCGACACGGUUUUAUGGCCCAAGUGCGACUAUUUUUACCACCAGGAAUGAAAGAGGAUGAAGAAAUCGCCUUUCCACUCAUACUUCAUAUUGACUCUUCUCCCGCUUCACAACUUGUAUCCGAAAAGUUCGAUGUUGAUUGGAAUUGGUAUGUGAGCAGUCAAAAAGGAAUGAUUGUGGCACAGAUCGAUGCUCGCGGCACUGGCUACCAAGGCGAACUAUUGAGAUCAGCCAUUAAGAAUAAACUUGGCUCGGUGGAAAUCGAAGAUCAAUUGGGUGUUCUCAAGUAUUUGCGUGACAAUUUGAAAUUCAUUGAUCCAACAAGAAUUUGUGCAUAUGGCUGGGGAUAUGGUGGCUAUGCAUCAACUAUGAUUUUAGCCGAAGAUUCGCAACGCAUUCUUCAAUGUGCAUUCGCUGUUAAUCCCAUUGUUUCCUUUGCUUAUCACAAUUCUUACUUUACGGAUCGCUAUAUGCCAGCUGGAAGCGAUUUUCAACGGGCGGUUCAAGAGUCAGAUUUAGCCAUGCGAGCAGGAAACAUUGAUUCGCGCAACUUUUUAUUGAUUCACGGUACGGCUGAUACAUUGAUACAUCAACAGCAUUCGUUGGUACUUACUAAGGCACUAACUGAUCAAGCAAUCGGUUUUAGACAUCAGAUUUACACCAAUGAAGAUCACUACAUGAAAGGAGCUGAGUGGCAUUUAUACAAAACGAUCGAUUGGUUCUUGGACGAGAGCUUCGGGCCAUCGGAAUCGAAUGAAUGGGAACCGACUGGCUUCUUUGCAUUCAAACAGUAGGAAUAGCUGGAUACUCCAUGCAAAUGCGUGGAUAUUGCUUUAUUAACCCAUUAACGCCCAACGUCCUAUUUUUAGGACGCAAAAAUUGACGAUUUUUUAAUGACUUAUUUUACAUUUUCCUUUAUUCUGAUCAAACGGCUUGGAAUUUUUUCAUGCCCUUUUGCAUGUGUGUUAGGAAAGGUUUGAAGAAUAUUUUCACCGAUUUUCAAGAUUUUCCAACCAGCAGUUUUCCGGAAAAUUAUGAAAAUUUAAAACGUGUCGGAAAAUUCUGAAACUUUGGGAAAAUCAUAUUUGGGCUCUCAGAAUUAUCCUGUCCAAAUUUAAUCAAAAAAUCCGACUUUUUUUUUUUGCUUGGGCGUUAAUGGGUUAAAUGGCGUGCUUUUUAAACUCGUACCAAUGUCAAAGAAAAAUGGUGUUGCCAAACUAGAACAAAGAGAGAGAGAGCGAAUACAAUUUCCAUGAAACACGAAUGUAGAUGAUGUUGCAGUCAAAUAAGCAAAAGAAAGACAUUUUAUUAUAGUGAUUUGUUUUAGAUUGAUAUAAGCAAAUAAACAUUGAAAAUAUCAAGAGAUUCCACUCGUCAUCAGAUCACCAUUUGAAUGUUAUUCUCGACAAAAUGAUAAUCGUACCAAAACUAGUUAACACCAUACAAGUAUUUUUAUUGACACAUUAGACAAAUGCGGAUGAAUUUACAACAAACCAAACACAAUUUUGUUACGUUAAACGAAAGAGGAAAACGAAUAAAUGAAAAUUUAAAAAAAAAUGUUCAAAAUUUACGGGUUACGCAUAAAGAAAGCACGUCGAUUCAAGACGUUACAUCGUAGAAGAAAACUUGAAAACACCAGGCACACUUUAUGUAUGCAUGCCUAUAAGCAUAGAUAUUUUUGUCGUUGUUAUUCAUCCAUUGAUUUUAUCAUUUUAUAUAGGUUUUCGUUCUUUUUUUUAUCCCAAGUAAAGAUUCGUUCAACAUUUCGAGAGUAAUUAAUUGUUGAUUUUCAUAUUGAGUCUAAUGAAGAUGAAGAAAUAUGUUCACAUCGUCAAACAGAUAUAUCUAAAAAAAAAGUACUUAUGAAUAGUAAAUGAUUGUUCAAUUUGUGUGGUACGGCCUCUUGAAACCGUUCCUGAGCCUCCAGUUCCGGCUCACUGGAAUUGGAAGUGGUGAAGUUUCACCAAAACAACAUACAUAGUCGAGACCGUAUCACAAAAAAAAAUGAAAUACCUAUUGUGGUUAAAAGAAUUUCAUGUCUUCUUUGUAAAUACGAACCAGAAAAAACCAAAUUCAAACUUGUCUAUGAUGUAAGUUAUUAAUGUUUUACUUAUACCAAUGCCAAUAAGAUCAAAAUUCAAAUAAACCCAUAAACAAUGAUUAAA